Tachyglossus aculeatus (Australian echidna) is the source of this 3009-nucleotide messenger RNA. RefSeq names its product ADP ribosylation factor interacting protein 1 (gene ARFIP1). NCBI's taxonomy places the organism in Eukaryota, Metazoa, Chordata, Mammalia, Monotremata, Tachyglossidae. Gene Ontology annotation, molecular function: phospholipid binding; protein domain specific binding. Gene Ontology annotation, biological process: intracellular protein transport; regulation of Arp2/3 complex-mediated actin nucleation. The coding region runs from base 78 to 1340 and encodes 420 amino acids. The record is from RefSeq and is a predicted model, not a curated record. Gene Ontology annotation, cellular component: trans-Golgi network membrane. The transcript has 10 exons.
CUUGCCCAAGGUCACACAGUGACAAGUGGCGGAACCGGGAUUAGAACACCCUCUGACUCCCAAGCCCAGGCUCUCAGAUGAAAAGGAGAUCGAGCCGUUCAACUAAUAGUAUGUCUGACCACAGCAGUGAUUCCACAGUUACUGAGGCAUCUCAUCCAGCCCGAGAAGAAGCUAAAUCUGACUCUGAGGAAUCCACAAUGGCUCAAGAAUCCCCUAAAAAUUCAGCAGCAGAAAUUCCAGUGACAAGUAAUGGAGAACUUGAAGAUACUCUUGAGCAUGGCUUCAAUAGGGAGCUGAAGCGUACAUUACCAGCAGGACUCGGUCUGUCCGAAACCCAGAUUACGUCUCAUGGCUUUGACAGCACCAAAGAAGGCGUUGUUGAAGCGGGACCAUUUCAAGAUAACUAUAUGCCCUUUUCAGGUUCCUCAGCACCAUCCAUGUCAUCUGUUAUACCACCUAGUAAUGCUGCAGCUAGCAGACUGGCUGGACAAGGAAGUGAUUUAAUUGUUCCUUCAGAUGGCCAGAGAACACAGCAAAAAAGUGGACCAGUUGUUCUAGCGGAUGAAAUUAAAAACCCUGCUAUGGAGAAAUUAGAACUUGUAAGAAAAUGGAGUCUGAACACUUACAAGUGCACCCGUCAGAUUAUCUCUGAAAAACUAGGCCGUGGCUCAAGAACUGUGGACCUUGAACUGGAAGCCCAGAUUGAUAUAUUGAGAGAUAACAAGAAAAAGUAUGAAAACAUAUUGAAACUGGCUCAGACUUUGUCCACCCAACUCUACCAGAUGGUGCACACCCAGAGGCAACUUGGAGAUGCAUUUGCGGACCUGAGUUUGAAGACAUUGGAACUCCAUGAAGAAUUUGGCUACAAUGCAGAUACCCAGAAACUUCUGGCUAAAAAUGGAGAAACUCUUCUUGGGGCUAUUAAUUUUUUCAUUGCCAGUGUGAACACAUUGGUGAACAAAACAAUUGAGGAUACAUUGAUGACUGUGAAGCAAUAUGAAAGUGCCAGGAUUGAAUAUGAUGCGUACCGCACAGACCUAGAGGAAUUGAAUCUCGGACCCCGUGAUGCAAACACUCUGCCAAAGAUUGAGCAGUCACAACAUCUGUUCCAGGCCCAUAAGGAAAAAUAUGAUAAAAUGCGCAACGAUGUUUCUAUCAAAUUAAAAUUUCUAGAAGAAAAUAAGGUGAAGGUGUUGCAUAAUCAGCUAGUUCUUUUCCACAAUGCCAUCGCGGCUUACUUUGCCGGGAAUCAGAAGCAGCUUGAACAGACACUUAAGCAGUUCCACAUCAAGUUGAAAACUCCCGGUGUGGAUGGUCCAUCCUGGCUUGAAGAGCAAUAAUUGGAAGGAAAAACAAGGAAAACCAAGAAUCCUUAACCCUGUUCAGGAGUGAGGGGGCAGGUGGGGUGGAUUGAAGGCGGGGGAGUGGGGCAGGGAGGAGGAGGAACCAUUGAAGUGAUUCUUGCACAGAUAGCUUUAAUUUCUCCCUUUUUAAUACUUUAAUGAUCGAACGCUUCAAUUUUGUGGGAAUGUGGAGGACUUUAAUAUAAACAUAAUUUCUAUAACCUAGACAUAAUUUCUAUCAUUUCCCUUUUGGAGACUCCUUUUGUAUGUAAGGAUCAAUGGCUUUUUCUGUAGCUCGAAAACAUCUACUAUAGUUUUGCACUGUUGAGAUAAAAUUUGUGGCUUCUGGUCCUUGAGACACGGGCUAGCUGUCAUUCUUUCCGAAGGGAGGUUUACAUGAUUUGUAUCAACAGCGGAUAUUUUAUAUAUAUGAAUAUAGUAAACAUCUUUAAAAGAUUCACUUUCAUGUAUUCGUUUUAAAAGAGAGAGUAAAACUAUUUUGAAGAGUAAUAUUCUAAGCUUUAGAUGGAGCACCUAGGCAGAGGAGACAGCUGGAGAGGAGAGUGAAGUGCGGCAAGUACUUUCUUUAAAGGUGGAUCUGUGGGGAUAUUGGAAAUUUGCUUAAAACUCUUUAGAGAAGCAGGAAUCACACUGUCACUUCCAUGAGGCAUCAGUGUCUUGCAUUUGCAUUCACUAGGUCAUUUGCAGGGUAAAGCCUGAUGCAUUAGCAGACUCAGUUUUGAUUCAUUGCAUGAAAUGUACUUAAGAAGUUCACCUGCCAUUCCUCAGAAGAGGGGUUUCCUGGUACAGGAACUUGGCAGUUCAGUUCCUAGAGUCUGGCCAGUUAAGGAGGUGCCCAUCAAGUAGCAGUGAUCUCCUAGGCAGGAUAUAAUGUACUUUCCAUGUAAAAUAAUACCGCCUUAGCCUUAAAUCACAGGUAUGUGCCUUCUUAGUGGAUAACUCCUGUUCGAGGGGGGAACUAAAUCCACAGGGGAGUCCUUUCAAGAUAUCUAGGAGGUCAGUUCCGAGCUAGGAAAGGGGCCCUGUGGGGAUGUUUGGGGGGUGUUCUGGUUUUUAGUCUACAAAUCAAGUUGAAAUAAAUUUUGGGUGUUUUUGUUUGGUUUUUUUCAGUGGGCACGGGAGGUGCAAGGAGGGAAACAGUAAAGUAGAGCCAGUACUAUGUUAGUUACAGAGCAGAGUUCCUUGCAUGAGGUUGCUCUCUGAAAAUUGCAAUAUUUCUUCAGUAUUGUAAUCCUUAUUAAAUGUAAAACUGAUUUUUGUCAUGGAUCUUUUAAAUUAAUAUUAUUUGGGGCAGGUUAGCCAUCUCAUGCACACAUUCCCAUAUCUUUUGUGUUGAAAUGAAGUACUUUAAAUAUAACUGUUAUUUACCACCAAGAACUCUAGGAUUUAUGUUCUGUGUGUUCAAAUGUCUUUCAGCUGGCUUUUUUUUUUAUUAAUAUGGCUGCUUUCAGUGCUUAACGCAAUGUAACGUGACUGUAAAUCACAACCUAUUUUAAAUCAUUCCUUAUUGUAUAUUUGUAUUCUGGCAGAGCCUUAUUUUAUUCUUUUGGCAGAAUUACUGCUUGUAAUAAUAGUUCAUUUACAUUCCCCAGAAUGUGCCUCCAGUGUGAAUUUUGUAUUCUUAUUAAAGGUGUUUGCUGCAGUC